This is a messenger RNA of Canis lupus familiaris (dog), 363 nucleotides long. RefSeq names its product beta-defensin 106A (gene CBD104). Lineage: Eukaryota; Metazoa; Chordata; Mammalia; Carnivora; Canidae. The coding region runs from base 29 to 265 and encodes 78 amino acids. Gene Ontology annotation, cellular component: extracellular region. The record is from RefSeq and is a predicted model, not a curated record. Gene Ontology annotation, biological process: innate immune response. The transcript has 2 exons.
GUGCUGACCUCUCAGGACCCUGUGAGUCAUGAGGACGUUCCUCUUUCUUUUUGCUGUUUUCUUCCUUCUGGCCCCAGCCAGGAAUGCAUUUUUUGAUGAGAAAUGCUUCAAGCUUAACGGGAAGUGCGUGCAUUCUUGCCAGAAAAAUGAAGAACUGGUGGCUCUCUGCCAGAAUUUUCUGAAAUGCUGCCUGACACUCCAGCCAUGUUGGAUGAGUAAAGAUGAUAAAUCUGAAGACUCUGGCUUUCUGGAGGGAUAUAAAUGACCUAGUUUUUUUUGUUGUUGUUGUUUUGUUUUGUUUUGUUUUUUUACUCUGGCUUCUUCAGUGAGAAUAUACUUCAAUAAAAAUAAAUGACUAUCUUU